UACGUAGCUAUGCAGCGUUCAAAUCUUCACGACCAUUUUUUUUUCUUAGAGCAUUUCAUUAUGAAUCGAGGCGUAUUGUGGACAUACUUGAAACGAAAAUUCGAGUAUGUACCCGAGAAGUUUAGAUUGACGGAUAAAUAGUCGAUUAUGUGAUAAAAAGCAAGUAGAAAAAGCCAAGUGGAACGUACCCAUUUGUCAGUUUGACCCUGGCGGUAGGAAUGGAUGGAUGGACCUAAAACUAAGUACUUCCGGAUUUUGUAAGUAAACUUCGUCGCUGUAUUCAGUGCAAAUUAAGAAAAUGGAAAGAUGGAUGUUUCUAUUUCACCCAAAAAUUCAAACAUCAUAUAGAAAAUCGUAAAGGUAAAGACACUUUACUGCAAAUCAUACUAAUGGACGAGCCAACACGUUAAACUUAAGGGGCUGAUUAUCCUCGUACUGUUUUCUUUUUUUUUGAUUGAUACUUUUAUUAGUAGAUUGCACAGUUCAGUACAUAUUCCGUACAAUUGACCACUAAAUGGUAACACCCGAAUACGUUUUUCAACUUGUUUAAGUCGGGGUCCCCGUUAAUCAAUUCAUUGUCACAUACAUUUCCACUCACAUAUUGUAUUAUACUUAGUCUAGUUAAAGCAGGGGUCACCAACGCGGUGCCCGCGGGCACCAGGUAGCCCGUAAGGACCAGAUGAGUAGCCCGCUGGCCUGUUCUAAAAAUAGCUCAAAUAGCAGCACUUACCAGUGAGCUGCCUUUAUUUUUUAAAUUGUAUUUACUUACUAGCGAGCUGGUCUCACUUUGCUCGACAUUUUAAUUCUAAGAGAAACUAAAUUUUAAAGGCCUACUGAAACCCACUGCUACCCACCACGCAGUCUGAUAGUUUAUAUAUCAAUGAUGAAAUAUUAACAUUGCAACACAUGCCAAUACGGCCUUUUUAGUUGACUAAAUUACAAUUUAAAAUUUCCAGGGAGUUUCGUCUUGAAAACGUUUUGUAAUGAUGACGUGUACGCAAGACAUCACAGGUUUUUAGGAAGUAUGAGCGCUGCGCACACACACAGCUAAAAGUCGUCUGCUUUAACGGCAUAAUUACACAGUAUUUUGGAGAUCUGUGUUGCUGAAUCUUUUGCAAUUUGUUCAAUUAAUAUUGGAGAAGUCACAGUAGAAAGAUGGAGUUGGGAAGCUUUAGCCUUUAGCCACACAAACAUACGGUGAUUCCUUGUUUAAAAUUCCUGGAGGUGAAACUUAACUAUGGAUCAAGCAAACAUGAAUCACGACGGAAUGUCAACCAGCAGGUUUCGCUGCCGUCGACUCCCCUGAGACAGCGGCGUUAAGACACUUGUGGAGACCCACCUCCGACUAUCAGGUAACAGGCGAUCAUUAUUCUUUGCCCGGCGGACGAGGGCCGGAGAAAAAAGGUGAAACUAAAACAUGCAUCGUUCUGCUUGGAACCAACUGUCUCCAUGGAUAGAAAGGAUGAUCCAGAACUAUAGCACUGAAGAGGAAAGCAGAGGUCGUGUGCGAUUAAAGGCUCAUGUCACCAACGUGGGCCAGAUGUCUCAGUCCCAGGCCCAGAACCUGGAAGGCCCCAUAGGGAUGCUUUUCCUGUCCGAUGGAGUAGUGCAGAUCCCUGCCAUUCUCACAUCAGCCUUAUGGGAGGAACUUCAGGAAAAUUGGGAAAUGGAAUGUUUCACCAGUCUGCUUAACAACACUGUUUCAAUUAGUGACUACCGGCUGCAGUUUCACAUGGGCAUGGAAAGCACCAGAUGUAGAUUCUUCUUAUCAGUUGGAGAGCUGGUCUCAAAUUCGGCCGGCACAGUUAAAGAGAGAAUGCCCUGCUGCACCUCUCUGCCCUCUGUCCGGCAAAAGAUCUUUGACACAUGGAGGUCGCUUGUGGUCCAGGAUAGGCAGGAAUCUCAAAACAGCCAGACUGGGUUUGACCUGACAGAGUUGCUGGGGCAGUGGCAGGAAGAUUUUUUCCAGACAGUGAUGGAUGACAUCCAGGAGAAACUGACUGGGACUACAAGCCGGCAACCUUCCACAUCGCUGACUCAACCGGGCUUGUUCAGUGCCACGCGUUGGGAUGCUGAACGGGUUCAAGAUAAGGGCCUGGAAUGUUUCAGCGUUCCAAUGAAGUGUCUACUCGUCCCAGACAGAGAUGAGCAAAGCACAAAUGUAGCUAUAUUGACACCCGAUGCGGAUGAGGAGUUGGAUUUACACAUUUGUGAUCGUACUCAAUCACCUGUUCAUGCUGCUGAGGGGCAAACAGAAACUCACACAGGUGGAGAGGAAGAAAACAUCUGGGCAAAUGACAGGAUCAGUCUAGAUAUGAUUAAUAAGGACAUCAUACCUCUAGAAAAUCCUUGGCACUUUUUCCCAGCACCAUUUAGCUUGUCAGCUUCUUCCGAUGAGUCACGAGAAACAACCCAUGAACACUUGAUUCCUCCGCAGCAAGAAAAGGGUCCUGAGAACAGCACCAGCACCCAACUGACUGCAAACGCACAAUCUGAAGGCAGCACUUCCCAGCAUAGCAAAGAAGAUCACAGCGUUUUACCACCGUUCCAAAAAGAGCCGCCCUCAUCCGGCAACAACAACACAGAAACGCAACACGUUCACGCCGCUUCCCAAGAAAAAAAGACUUUUGUUGAGAAUGUGGACACACUUGAAGUGACGGUGGAGACACAACAUAGGAAGUCAAAGAGGAAAAGGGAACUGGAGUCGGUGCAAAAAGCACACAACACAGUCGUAGUGGAGGAAGAAGAAGACGUUUGUCAAAGUGUGAGCCCUCCAUCUUGGCUUUUUGACUCUGUGGUAGGUUCAGGAACCGAUGAUGGCAGCGUUCAGGCUCAAAACGUGAGUGCAGAAAGAAGAAAAACCUCUACUGUUCACAGUGAUGGCCGCCUGUUCUCAUAUACGUACACAGUGUCCGGGCAAGACCUGCAUGACUUUGCUCAGUUUAAAGUGGAAGAUGCUCUGCUGCAUUGGGCUGUCAAGUAUCUUGUUGUUCCAAAGCAGGCAACACAUCUAUGAACAGCAUUGCCUUUACUGGAACUCCACCUCUUUUCCAAUUUUAUUACAUUAGAUAGUACAAUUUUAACUCAAAGAUGUUUGUGUUGAAAUCCAAUGCAUCUUCUGAAUAAAACAAUGUUUUUUUAGUAAA
Molecule: messenger RNA, 3146 nt
Organism: Nerophis ophidion (straightnose pipefish)
Lineage: Eukaryota; Metazoa; Chordata; Actinopteri; Syngnathiformes; Syngnathidae
Gene: acd
Product: ACD shelterin complex subunit and telomerase recruitment factor
Exons: 3
Coding region: 1418-3016 (532 amino acids)
Biological process (GO): telomere maintenance via telomerase; telomere capping
Cellular component (GO): telomerase holoenzyme complex; chromosome, telomeric region; shelterin complex
Molecular function (GO): telomeric repeat DNA binding
Source: RefSeq, a predicted model, not a curated record